Molecule: messenger RNA, 5402 nt
Organism: Myxocyprinus asiaticus (Chinese sucker)
Lineage: Eukaryota; Metazoa; Chordata; Actinopteri; Cypriniformes; Catostomidae
Product: leucine-rich repeat and fibronectin type-III domain-containing protein 4-like
Exons: 4
Coding region: 949-3615 (888 amino acids)
Molecular function (GO): protein binding
Source: RefSeq, a predicted model, not a curated record
UCGACUUGCUCCAUGCAUCAAAAGCAACAAAUCACAGACUUGUGCAGCUGAAGAAUACUAAGCGGGAACAAAACAGCAAAAACAAGGCAUUGAUCGACCUGGAAAUAAAUGACAACAGCUAAGGCUCAUGUGCACGGUUAUUUGAAGGUUCUUUCUGGUUGUAGGUGAUGGUUUCCUACUUUGAGAGCAGGGUUUCCUGAGAUCGUUUGCAGGAGUAAAACAAAAGCACGGCAGUGGUGAGAGAUGAGGAUGCCACCCAAAAGCUCUCUUGGAGGAAGCUGAGAGAAGAGAGGAUGUAGGAACGGGACCCAUGGAGAAGACUACAGAUCUCUCCGAUGGAAAUGGAAUUUGAAAAGUUUGCUCUGAGAUGAGUUGGAUUGGAAAGCAAAUUCUACUUAAAGUCCCUUUUGCAGAUGUAAGAAGAUUUGAAUUAAAAAAAAAAAAAAAAAAUCAUCAGAUUCACCAGAAAAUGAUCUGUGGUAAAAUUGACUUUUGUUAUUGACUAAGGAAGGAGAAUCCUGUCAUACGAAUGUUUCAGGACCCAGGAUAUAAAGACAUGACAGCUAAUGACUAUCAAGAAAAAAUGAUCCAGACAUACCUUCUUCUGUGUAACACUGAGGAUUAUCGACAUGGGGCAGAGUGACUCAAAGCAAAGCAAAGUACGCCAAAGCAGUAAUGAUGUGACUGUCCGAAAUGCAUCCAUUUGACCACUGCUCAAAUUCAUAGUGUCAUAAUUUUGGGUCAUUUACCUAGAGGAACAAAUCAACCCUCAACACUUCAACCCUCACCUCAACUGAAUAUUUGACAAUUACACACCGUAUACCCUGGAUUUUCAUCGCAAGUAAUGAGGGGUCUAGCUGCGCAGUUCACCUUUAAAAGAACAGAACGGAAACCAUUUUAAAUCUCAAUGAAACAGACACAACAGGUCUGUGGACAACCUGGAUUACCAUGCCACGCAAAGUUCCAGGGAGUCCAUCUAGAAGAAAAGAUCUGCUGCAAGAACAGGACAACUCAAAAUGGAACCAGUCAAGGAGAUAUCCUGCAUCAUCUUUCCCUGUCAGCGCAAUUAGAGUCCACCCGUGUCCCAUGCCACAAUCAUCUGUUCUCUGGCUGGGCCUCAUUGGCUUUGUACUGCUGAGGAGCAUACCUGGUGUGUCGGCAGGGGAGACAUGGGGUAUGGUGUCCAUCUGCCCCAUCCACUGUGUGUGCCGGAACCUAUCGGAGUCUCUAAGCACACUCUGUGUGAAUAAAGGUCUUCUUUUCGUGCCACCAAACAUUGAUCGCCGCACUGUAGAGCUCCGUCUUGCAGACAACUACAUCCUGGAAGUAGGAGGUUCUGACUUUGCCAAUAUGACAGGAUUGGUUGAACUGACGCUGUCACGCAACACCAUCCAUGCUCUAAAACCACUGGCCUUUUCUGAUCUGGAGAGUCUGCGUUCCCUUCACCUUGACACCAACCGUCUCACUGCUGUGGGACCUCAGGAUCUGACAGGUCUUGUUAACCUUCAGCAUCUCAUCAUCAACAACAACCAGCUCACCAAUGUUUCUGGAGAUGCUUUCGAUGACUUCCUGCCAACUCUGGAGGAUCUAGACCUUUCCUACAACAACCUGCGCAGGGUUCCCUGGGAAGCCAUACAGAAUAUGGCUAGCCUACACACCUUAAACCUGGACCACAACCUAAUAGACCAGAUUGCUGAGGGUUCUUUCAGCGAGCUCUACAAACUCUCCAGACUGGAUAUGACCUCAAACAGAUUACAGACUCUUCCCCCUGAUCCACUGUUCUCCAGGUCACAGAUUGGGGUUGUCAGUCCAACACCAUACAAUUCCAUCACCAGCUUAAACUUUGGGGGGAAUCCUCUGCACUGCAACUGUGAGCUGUUGUGGUUGCGACGACUGAUUCGUGAAGACGACAUGGAGACAUGUGCCACACCUGCUCAUUUGGCGGGUCGCUACUUCUGGUCCAUCUCAGAAGAUGAGUUUACCUGUGAGCCUCCACUGAUCACCCGUAAUACCAACAAAUUGUGGGUGCUAGAGGGCCAAAGAGCCACACUUAAAUGUAGAGCCAUUGGUGACCCUGAGCCAGUCAUUCAUUGGGUGUCACCAGAUGACCACAUAGUGGCAAACUCCAGUCGCAUUUACUCGUACUACAACGGCACACUGGAUUUUCUAGUGACUCGUGCCAGAGAUGAUGGGACAUAUACAUGCAUUGCCAUCAAUGCAGCAGGGGAAUCCACAGCUCUGGUGGACUUAAAGGUCAUCCCUCUGCCCCAUCGGGGAAAUGGCACGAUAUCCCUAAUCAACCAUAGAGACCCAGGCUCCUCUGAUAUUAGCAGUGGGCGUAGUGGGGUUGAAGGGGCAGGGACUGGCGUGGUGACUGUAAAGAAUGUCACUGGAGGCAAAGCAGAGGCUGAACCGAAAGGAUCAGAAAACUUGGUAGGAGUUCUGGGUGUAACAUCUAAUUCAGCCCAGAUUCGAUGGAAAAUGAGUCAUUCUUCAAUGCCUUACCUGGUGUGGAUGUAUCAGAUCCAGUACAAUAGCACAGCAGAUGAUACACUUGUUUACAGAAUUCUGCCUCCAUCUAGUAAUAGUUUCCUGCUGAAAAACUUAGUGUCCGAAGCAGACUACAGCCUGUGCGUCUUGGCCAUAUUUGAUGAUGGCAUCUCCUCCUUGGCGACAACGAAGGUGUUGGGCUGCAUCCAGUUCAGCACUAAAGAGGAUUAUCCAGAAUGCCGUUCUCUGCACGCUCACUUCCUGGGCGGCACACUGACAGUGAUGGUGGGUGGCGUGGUCGUGGUAACCCUUCUGGUCUUCACUGUGGCCAUGAUGGUGCGGCAUCGUGUCUGUGGAGAGUGUCGGGAUGAUGCCAACAGAGCAGGCAAGUUUUUGCCAGCUGAAGGGGUGGAUGUUUAUGCCCAGACAAACGGAAACAACAGUAUGAUGAUGGUAGCAUUGCCAAAUGGCGUCUUGGCUCAAAGACCAAAAGCAACACAGGACAAAUCCAAACACAAGCCUGACUCAAUCCUCAAGCCUAAACAGAGCCCAGAGCCACACCGUGACCAGAGCAUAGUCACAUGCGGUAGAGAAGACGGGGUGGUGAGGGAAAAAUGUUUAACACCACUCACACCAGAGAGUGAGAGAUUGAUGCUCUACUACUCCCCGAGUAACACACUGCCUCUCCCGACACACAAGGCUGUGAAGCGAACAGGAAGGCUCAAGUUACGGAGAAAGUCUUUGGAGAAAGACAGACAAGUCUUGGCCUCCUUUCCAUUGACACUAGAUGGAGAGGAAGGAAGGGAGGGAGGGUCAGACUUGAGGCAGGCACUGAAAACCAAGCGUAGCUGCUCUUUCGAUGUGGGUGAAAUUACCACCAGCACGUGCUACAGCUAUGCCAAACGGCUGAGCGUCAUAUGGACCCAUCGUAGCCAGUCGCAACAUGGCAUGUUGGUCGACUGUGCCUCCACAACCAGCACAUCCAGCACAGGAAAUGAGCAGUACGGCAAUGCCCUGGCACAGAACUAUAUCCACGCCUUUGCUUCUAACAACUCAAGCUCUACUUCUAACUCAAGCAGUAGCAUGACUGUAAAUCCCAGGGACCUGGAAGAAAGUGUGGUAUAGAGAUAUGAGGAAAAGAAAGACUUUUGUAUAAUAACUGCCAUGAGGUGACACUCGCCACAUUCAGGCGUGUCAAAAGACCAAUACAACCUAACAAUAAAAAUGAGAUAAUAAAGAAUUAUCAGGGGCGAGCAGAGUCGGUGAGGUGUACUGCUCCAGACACAAAGGAAUGGCCAUUAUUUGAUGACCACUAUUAUUCCUAGCUACCACAAGUCUCAAAAUCAAAUUAUGCGAAGACAAAGAAUGACAAGAACAGAAAUGAGCAUAGGUUUGCUUUUUAUUAACGGGCCAAAGGCAUGGGGGAUUAAAACCUAAGCGGUCUGUUUCAACGAGAUUAACCAAUUAAUAUUAUUGAAUAAAUCAGACGCUACUUUGUACCAUAGCAACACCUUUUAAAUGCAAAUGAGUUAAAACGAGGGGGUAAAUAUCACAAAAACAAACUCAAAACCAAAAGAGAGAGCGUAUUAUCUGUUGAAAUAUACUGCUGUAAAGAAGCACACAUGUCUGAGCUCUCUGAUGAGGGAAAGUACACCCUGUAAAGUUUCUUUUCACUCUUUAUUUCCAGUGGUAAUGUUUUUUUUAAUUAUAACUGAAAAAAUGGGGGAGGGAGGUUCACUUAAUAUUUCUGAACACAUUUGCUACAAGCAUUUUAAUGGGGGAACCAUUUGUUCAAAUGUCCUUCAACAGUGGUCUGAAUAGUCAUAAAUGUUCUUGUCUGACAAGCCCUUUUUCCAGAAUCAUAAAAAGAAUAAAAGCUGUUCUGUAAAAAAUGGUAUUCUGUUCUAAUAGCGAUCAAUCUGAUAUGAUAGCUCAAUGGUUAAUUGCUUAAGAAAGAGGCUGGUAUUAAAACCCACAUGGCACACAUAAUGCUUCUAAUACACAAAACAAAAGCUUUGCAGUCGACUGGCACCACAGAACCUACAAACUUGAUUAAAAUGUCAGAUAGGAUAAUAAGCUUAAUGUCUCUAAUGUGCUUAUACAACUCCAUUAGAGCAAAUAUUCUAGCGCCGCUCACUUAACUGGAGAUUUAAUUACUGAUAAUAACAGCAAAAACAAGGUCUGUUAAUCUGGGAGACCUCAAAACAAUUCAUGAGUCAUCAGCAAAGACUUUAAAAUAUGAUCUUAUGUCAUUUACAGUCAUAUUUCUUCUGGUGUGAACAUGAUGUGCAAAAUAUAGUCGUGAGAGGGACCAAGUGCAAUGUAGACCACUUUAUAUAACAGCUGACAGAGGAGAGGGAGGCAAACAGGAUAGAGAUGAAAGGCAAGAGAUAGGGGUGGAGGUAUGGACCAGGACAAGAUUACAGUGGCGCAGUGAGGUUUACUGCCUGAGACGAUAUGUAAUAUGUCGGUCACACGGAGUACUUUAUUACAACGAAUAUCACUGUAUCACAAAUAAAGCACCCUGGAGCACAGUAUAUACUUGGAUAAGACACUAUGGAGUUGGACAGAGAUAAUUUAUACAUAUGCAUAAAACAUGCACAAUGAUUUUUGGAAUUGACAGUAUCUGCCUUCAAUUGACACAUAAGUGCUGUUCCAAAAACCCAGUGAGCUGUGGCAAUCGCUGACUACUGUCUACAGAGGAAGUUACCUUCUAAGGCAGCUGGAUUAGAUACAAGGCCAAAUAUGAUCAAACCAUGAUUUUACACCACCAUGGAAGAUCUAACGGGACGAACGGCACCCCGUCUCCACCACUGCAGCACAUGCAGGCUACUAAGCAUAUGCAAAUAAAUGUAAUACUUCUAAAAUAUGUCUUUGAAUUUAUUUUGACUGCAGAACGUAACUUGUUCAAU